Messenger RNA from Etheostoma spectabile (orangethroat darter), 3272 nucleotides. RefSeq names its product cerebellar degeneration-related protein 2. Lineage: Eukaryota; Metazoa; Chordata; Actinopteri; Perciformes; Percidae. The record is from RefSeq and is a predicted model, not a curated record. The transcript has 6 exons. Bases 185 to 1510 code for a protein of 441 amino acids.
AUUCGUCAGGUAUGUGCCUGUCUGUCAGUCCGGAGAUGCGCACCCACCGGUACCGGUUGCAGGCGUGCAGACAGCAGCAGGACGCGGACUGAACCCUUUUUCUCACCGUUUAUUAAAGUCUUUCUGUGAUAUGUUUAAGAAGCGGAUUGAUCUUCUAACUGUGGGACUGAUUUGAACCGUGAAGAUGUUGACAGACAUGAUUGUGGAGCAAGAAUUUGAGAUCAAGGAGGAGGAACCGUGGUACGACAAGCAAGACCUUGAACAUGACCUACAGCUGGCAGCCGAGCUCGGGAAGAGUCUUCUGGAGCGAAACAGGGAGCUGGAGCAAGGCCUGCAGCAGAUGUACUCCACCAACCAGGAACAACUUCAGGAGAUUGAGUACCUGACGAAGCAGGUGGACCUCCUCAGACAGGUCAAUGACCAGCACGCCAAAGUGUACGAGCAGCUGGACGUGUCGGCCCGAGAGCUGGAGCACAGCAACCAAAAACUUGUUCUGGACAACCGGGCGGCGCAGCAUAGGAUCCAGGGGCUGACGGAGACGGUGGAGCUGCUGCAGACGCAGGUGGAGGAGCUGCAACAUCAGGUGGAGGAGCUGAAGCUGAGUCCUUCUCCACACAGAGAGAAGCGGUCGCCUCGCGGCACUCAGAGUGUUUCCUGCCUGAAAGAGCUGCAGAACUCACUCAGGGACGACUACGACGAACCCUCAGACGGCCUUGAGUCUUCCGACAUGUCGUGGCACGAGGAGGAGCAGGCCUCACUACGACAAUCGCUCCGCAGCCUCCAGACUCAGUUCGCCAGUGAGCGCGCUCGGAGGGAGGAGUUGGAGCGAGCGGCCGAGCUGCUCGCCCGUGAAAAUGCAGCGCUGGAGCAGCAGCUGGCGGGGAUGGAGGGCUGCCAGGCCAGAGCGGCUGAGCUGGAGCGUGAGGCCGAGGAGCUUCGUCAGCUCUGGAAAUCCAAUUCCUCCACGAGAUCCAUCAGACCGGACGUCCUCCACAGCCUGCUGCCCAACUCGGUGUUCCUCAACCCUGAGGAAGAGAACGAGGGAGAUGCAGCUGCAGAGAAAAGCCCCUGGGUCCGGAGGCGCUCGGACAGCGAGCGGCUGAUGAAGGCGACCCAGAUGCCCGACUCUCCCGACCGGAUCUAUGACCACGAGUGCUCCUGCGUACGCCGAGCCGAGGUGGUGAAGUAUCGCGGCAUCUCGCUGCUCAACGAGGUCGACGCUCAGUACAGUGCCUUGCAGGUGAAGUACGACGAGCUGCUGCGGCGCUGCCACCUGGGGCUGCAAGAGGAGGAGCAGGAUGGGCUCACUCACAAGUCGGUCCAGACUGCCUCUAUGGCUGCCACUUGUCCUGCUCUGACAGACAUGGAGGACUUUGAGGAUGACUUUCACCAGCCGGAGUACAAAGAACUGUUUAGGGAAGUCUUUUCCCGCAUUCAGAAAACCAAAGAGGACCUGAUCGAAAACCGAGGGAGACUCUCAGCUGGUGAAGUGCUGCCUAUUUUGCAUUAGUAGCUUCUCAAAAAAAGAAACUGCUGUGAGAGGAAUUAUUGUCUUCCAGUUAAAGAGCAAGUCUUUGGAAAGACAUCACAUGAAGCUAACUAACUCUAUACUUUACAUGUAUGUUGUUUUUGCCCAGAAAUGGUGAUCGCCAUGCAAAGGGGUUAAGAGAUGAGAACAAUGCAGGAACAAGAAGCACCAGCUCAUGUCUCAGAUGUGGCUCAUGUUUGCACAGAAACACCAGUGCCUAACGCCGCCGUCUCUACUGUGCACUCACUCUACCUCACAUUGCACAAACAAGCUCCUGAGGAAAUCAUUUCUGGGUCUCCUUUUCAUAAGCUGCAUCAGUAACACUUUAUUCUACAGGACCCAUAGUUUCCUGUAGUUCACUAAAAGAAGGUAAAUUUACAGUUCCUGGUAAAGAUGUAAUUUGGUGCAUGCAGUGAGAAAAUGGAGAUCGUCCAAUUAGUAAACUCCCAAAUAAUAUAUUUUGGUUACACUUUAUUUGAAGGUAUCUACAUAAGAGUGCAUGACAAUAUAAUGAACGUGUCAUAAAACAUUAUAAAAACGUUCAUGACAUAAGGCUUAUUUUAGUAGGUGUCAUUUGGUUUUGUCAGGGCGAGUUCUGGUUAGGGUUCAUGUGUCACGACUCUCAUGUGUUCACGAGUGUCAUGUCACUCUAAUGUAGAAAACUUCAAUUAAGAUGUUACCUAAAUUUCAUUUAAUCGCUGGCGAAAUCGUGAAUAGUUUCCAAUUAAAGUCCUCUGGAAGUCAUACUGAUAAGGGCUGAAACCUUUCCAUUACUCAUUAUCCCGUCUCUUUUCUUUUAAAUUGAUCGUUAUUCUAUAAAAUGUCAGGACAGAAAUAAAGCCCAGCGUCAGUCCAAAUCCCAAACAAGCAUUUACAACAUAUUUACUAUUCAGUACUAAGAAAAAAAAAAGCAAAUAUUCACAUUUUGAGUCGUUGCAUAUCUGCGAUAGGAGGGUCUUAAAUGAUUAAUUGAUUAUCAAAAUUUUCGCUGAUUUACUUUGUCGAUCAGCCCGUCACCUGAUGAACCAACUGUUUCAGCUCGUAACAUUGUCACCUCUUCAAAGGUUAUCAGGAAAUUACAGAUCCAUAAAAUAAAAUGUUAUUCCUGUAUCUUCUUUUUGAUUUGUUAGCUGAACUUAUUUAUUUUUUUGUCUGCAACUAUGUAAAAGCAAAACAACAAAAGUGCUUUUCCUUGGUGAGUUUUGCCUGCGCCUAUAAGAGCGACCAAUGCAAGUUGUUCUAUUGGUGAAGGAGUUUAUGUCAUUAGAAGUUUAAGAUUCAAGGUGCUCAAAUAGAUGUAGGAUAUUUUUUUGUAAUUGUAACAUUUCUCAAAAAUGAUACUUGAUUAUUGUACGAUUAGGUUAGAUGACUGUGGGUGAAUGUUAUGUUAAAGGGAAAAAUUGUUUACCAAAAGAUGAACUGUAUGUACUUGAUAAUGUAGCGGCCUCCUGGUAUAUAAUGUAUGUUUGAUUAGAAGUUUUUUCUCAGCAGCGCUUCUGUUGCUUUUUGCUGCCUGACGUUUGCGUGUCCUUGUUCAGCUUAAGACAGUUUGUCUGUAAAAUCCCAUUGAGGUGCACUUUAGAAAUCGCACAUUAUUGAUACUCUUUUGACACUUUACAUGACUGUCAUGUGUAGUCACAAACGAGUGUCAUGAAUAAUGUGCAGCAUGUACGAUGUGUUUUCACCUGUUUCAUGAUUGGACCUCGUGGUUUAUGUCUGAGCCAUAAAACAUGAAGCAAGCCAA